AUGUGUGCGGUCCAUACUAUAAACUUGAGAGCUCGGAUGUGGCCACCCCUCCUCGACCACACCUUUGGAAAUGUCUGGACUUUCGUGAGUGCAUUAUUGACAUCCGAGGGUAAGGAGGAGUACCAUGACCUAGUGAGCCUACUAAGAGGUGCAAUAAGAAAAAUUGACAUUGAUCAUGUGAAGAAACUACAAAAUGGAGAUUGGUACUUGGAGGAUCUCAAAAGGGCAAAUGAACAUUUUUACAAGGGUUAUUUAGAGUUUUGUAGUUUCAGUAGUUGGUGUAGAUUUCUUAUGUAUGGGGUUGACUAUGGUUGGGGUAAACCAGUUUGGGUAUGCACAGCAACUACGCCUUUCAAGAAUGUGGUAAUUUUGACGAGUAGUAGUUGUGGGGAGGGAAUAGAGGCAUGGGUGAACAUGGACAUGGCCAUUCUUGAACAUGAUCAUAAACUCCUUUCUCUUGGUACCAAUGAAGUGCAUGGAUGCUCAAAAACUUGA
Molecule: messenger RNA, 495 nt
Organism: Cornus florida
Lineage: Eukaryota; Viridiplantae; Streptophyta; Magnoliopsida; Cornales; Cornaceae
Product: stemmadenine O-acetyltransferase-like
Exons: 1
Coding region: 1-495 (164 amino acids)
Source: RefSeq, a predicted model, not a curated record